Molecule: messenger RNA, 2193 nt
Organism: Sphaerulina musiva SO2202
Lineage: Eukaryota; Fungi; Ascomycota; Dothideomycetes; Mycosphaerellales; Mycosphaerellaceae
Product: homocitrate synthase
Exons: 2
Coding region: 206-1681 (491 amino acids)
Cellular component (GO): mitochondrion
Molecular function (GO): homocitrate synthase activity
Source: RefSeq, a predicted model, not a curated record
CCUUUGUCUGACUCCCACUCACCUUUACUCUUCACUUGACUCAUUCUCAAUACUUUGACUGCUUUGACACACCUCUACCCACAUCGACACCGCCAUCGACCACUCGAAACCUCCUCCCUCCUCCCUCCUCCAUCCACGCACACCACUCUCCAUCACUGCCCAUACCGCGCACCGCCGAUCGCGGAGCACGCAACCACACGCGACCAUGUGUCCAGCACCAGAGGUCGAGCACACCAAUGGCACCAACGGCCAUGCCAACGGCAAUGGAGUGACCAAUGGAACGAAUGGAAACCCGGACGGCUACCAAGCAUUUGAGACCAAGCAGGCCUCAAGACCCCAAUCCACCAACCCAUACGCACCCGUACAGGACUUCCUCAGCAAUGUGUCCAGCUUCAAGAUCAUCGAGUCGACGUUACGCGAAGGAGAACAGUUUGCCAACGCCUACUUCGACACAGAGACCAAAAUCAAGAUCGCCAAGGCGCUCGAUGACUUCGGUGUGGACUACAUUGAGCUUACCUCGCCCGCAGCGAGUGAGCAGUCCAGACUGGACUGUGAGGCCAUCUGCAAGCUCGGCUUGAAGGCCAAGAUCCUUACACAUGUGCGGUGCAAUAUGAGCGAUGCCAAGCUCGCAGUGUCAACUGGCGUCGACGGCGUGGAUGUCGUUAUUGGCACCAGCAGCCAUCUCAUGGAGCACAGCCACGGCAAGGACAUGACAUACAUCAAGAACACCGCUAUUGAGGUCAUCGAAUACGUCAAGUCGCAGGGCAAGGAGAUCCGGUUCAGCUCCGAGGAUUCCUUCCGGAGUAACUUGGUGGAUCUUCUGACCAUCUACAGCGCUGUGGACAAGGUCGGCGUGCACCGUGUCGGUAUCGCAGAUACUGUCGGCUGCGCCACACCUCGCCAAGUCUAUGAUCUGGUCCGAACGCUGCGCGGCGUGGUGAGCUGUGACAUUGAAACGCAUUUCCACGACGACACUGGAUGUGCCAUUGCCAAUGCAUACUGCGCUCUCGAGGCCGGUGCCACACACAUUGACACCUCAGUUCUCGGAAUUGGCGAGCGAAAUGGCAUUACGCCUCUGGGUGGACUUAUGGCUCGCAUGCUCGUUGCCGACCGUGAUUACGUCAAGUCCAAGUACAGACUGGAGAAGCUCAAGGCCCUUGAGGAUCUGGUCGCAGAGGCUGUCGAGAUUAACGUGCCUUUCAACAAUCCCGUUACUGGCUUCUGUGCUUUCACACACAAGGCUGGAAUCCACGCCAAGGCCAUCCUCAACAACCCAUCGACAUACGAAAUCAUCAACCCUGCCGACUUUGGAAUGAGCCGUUACGUCCACUUUGCAUCUCGACUGACUGGAUGGAACGCCAUUAAGUCGCGUGCUGAGCAGCUUGGCCUGGGCAUGACAGAUGCUCAGAUCAAGGCUGUCACCCUCAAGAUCAAGGCUUUGGCGGAUGUUAGACCGCUUGCGAUUGAUGAUGCCGACAGCAUCAUCCGCAACUUCCAUUUCAACCUGAGCGCCGACCGUGAGCGUGAGCUUCUCCAGCUUAGUGAGCAGGAGAAGAAGAAGUUCGCACAGGCCGAGAAGGAUCUCAGCCAGGAGGGCGAGAAGCGCUCGAUCGACGAGACCGCUGAUGCGCAAGCAGAGGUUCCUGCUGCUAAGAAGAGCAAGACCGCUGCUGUGUCAUGAGUGGAAGAAAUUUCCGUCUAUGAACCACCACCUGAGCGUCGGCGCUCAUGAAGCUGCGUGCAGUCUGCCAUGGGCGGCUGGAAUAUGCAUGGCGUCUUUAUGCAUAACGCCACACUGGGGAGUUUUGGGAGUCUGGGAGUUCAAGAUGCAUCUCUCACUGUAAAAUGCACGGGCGUGUUUGUGGAACAGUAUUAUAUGUGUGUGUGUGGAGAGGAUCAAAAAGCGAACAUGUGAGGAAAGUGACAGCACUGUACCUAGCUCAGGUAUGUACCUACCUGAGGUAAGGUAGGUAGGUACCUAGCGAUACAGUCAGAUACACGGAAAUGCGCAGCGAAGAUAGCUGGACAAGGAAAAACUUGGUUCGAUCCAGCCAGCAGCCAUUGAUGAUCUGAUUUCACUUGUCUCCUCUUAAGACUCCCAGUACAAGGUAGACAAUCUGUCCUAUACAUGUUUGUGAGGGUGCCUGAUUAGGUACUUACUACCUUAUCGUACCUACUACCUAGGUGAUACUA